AUGGACAAAGGUUUGAGACGAAUUGUGGAGGGAAAUGUAGUGGUGGUUGUUGGUAGAAGAGGUUGUUGUAUGAGCUACGUUACUCAAAGAUUAUUGCAAGGGUUGAAGGCCAAUCCAACAAUGUGUGAAGUUAGUGAAGGGUUUGCAGUGAAGAUGAUAUUAAUGCAUAAGAUUGGAAAGAUUUUCCGUGGAGAUGAUAACACUUCGGUUGCAUUGUUGUUUCUAGUGGUGGUUAUUAGGGGGAAGCUAGUUCAGGUUUUGAUCAGCUUAUAG
Molecule: messenger RNA, 273 nt
Organism: Dioscorea cayenensis subsp. rotundata (Guinea yam)
Lineage: Eukaryota; Viridiplantae; Streptophyta; Magnoliopsida; Dioscoreales; Dioscoreaceae
Product: monothiol glutaredoxin-S3-like
Exons: 1
Coding region: 1-273 (90 amino acids)
Source: RefSeq, a predicted model, not a curated record